CGCACGGCUAGAUGAGAAAGCGAAUAGUUGUUUUUUUAAUAUCUAGCUGAAAUGUUUGGUGCCUAGAGCUAUCAGUGGUGGGACUACUCAACUAUCACCAUCACAUGACGUAGAAUAGUCGUUUCGAGGACUAUGUCAAGCACACCACCAGGGGCUCGUCGUUUGGACAGGUGUGUUACCUGUGGCUGUUUCAGACAAGGGGUUGGCUCGGUGUAUUCGCUUCACGUCUCCUUCCGCCAUAGAGCAUUCUGACGAGCUGACCAAACUGAUUGGGUAAAGUGGAGGUACAACAUUCCUGAUGAGCUUCUAAACUGUGUAUUAGUCACCAUGGCUUUCCUGGAGAGUUUCUAACCGUGCACUAUUUAAGUAGACCGUGUCUUAAACCUCGUCGACACGCAUUAAAUCCAUACUUUUGGAGGGAAACCAAGCACACCACGUCUGGAUCACACGGAAUUGCCUGUUUUAAUUUGCUGGUUGAUUGGGCACAGCGCUCUCCUGUGCGGGGGCACUGACGCAUUGUGGAGUCGACGGGCUGAACUGCCAAACCGGCUGCGCUACAGAGGGACGCCCCGAUGUGCGAAACCGCGAUGGCCGUGGUACAGCUGGAUACAGACGAUCACCAACCGGAGAAUGGCUUCGUAUCUCCCGAAACAACGUCUCCGGCAUUGCUGUCGCGCAUUGACGGCUGUGUCUUGCCAUUCCUCGGGGGAUUUGGAAAAUACCAAAAACAACUCAUUGUCCUGACAUGGAUCCCGGCAUUGUUUAUAGGAUUCAGUCAAUUCUCUGACAGUUUUCUUCUAGCUCAGCCGAACAGCACAUGUGUUCUGCCGAUGAGAAAUGGCUCUAAUCUGACAUUGAGUCCUUCAUCAUUAUUUAAUGGUCAAAACAAUAGCCGAGUGAGCGCCCCUCAUUUAUCGCCAAACGGUACGCGCCACAACAACUACUCGGCCGAUGCUCACUGUAGGUGCACAGAGUGGAAGUACGACACGCAAAUGGGACUUAAGGAGAAUGUGGUCACAAAGUGGAACCUGGUGUGUGACAACAGGCAGAAGGUCCACAUUGCUAAGUUCUCCCUGCUGGUGGGCUCCAUCUUUGGGUACUUGGUCAUGGGGAUCCUGGCAGAUUGGUUUGGGCGGCAUCCUGUCCUGAUCAUCUCUGUGUUCUUCAUGCUGGUAUUCGGGUUCACGGUGGCCUUCUCCGUCAACGUGCCCAUGUUCAGCACGCUACGCUUCUUCGAGGGCUUCUGUCUGGCAGGCAUCUCUCUCUCCCUCUACGUCCUGAGGAUUGAGCUGUGCCUGCCGGGCUGGCGCUUCUCCAUGACGAUGGUGGCGAACUUCGUGGUGGUGGGCGGCCAGCUCCUGAUGCCGGGGGUGGCGGCGCUGUGUCGCGACUGGCAGGUGCUGCAGGCCUUCAUCAUCUGCCCACUCGUCCUCAUGCUCUCCUACAUCUGGCUUCUCCCGGAAUCUUUGCGCUGGCUGCUGGCAACUCAACAGUUCUGUCGCUCCAAAUGGCUCAUCGCUCGCAUUGCCAAAAAGAACAAAGCCAAUCUGGAGCGCGAGGCCGACGACCUCCUAACAGAGUUGCAACAGGCUCUGCAGAAGAAGCCAAAGAGGACGUGCAUUGUGAAAAUGGUCGGCACCAGAAACCUGUGGAAGAACAUCGUGGUGCUCUGUGUGAACUCGUUGACGGGCUAUGGCAUCCACCACUGCUUCGCCCGCAGCAUGAUGUACCAGGAGGGCCAGGAGGCCACCAUGUUCCACAACUUCUACGCCGACUACUAUGUGAUGGCGGGCAUCGCCGUGGCGUCCUGCAUCGCGCUGUGCCCGGCCGUGGGGCUGAUGGGCCGGCGGGGGGGCCUGCUCAUGUUCAUGAUCGUCACCGCCCUCGCCUCGCUGCUGCAGCUGGGCUUGCUAAACUUACUGGGGAAGUACAGUGAACACUUACACAUUGAGCAGUCUGACACACUGAAGAGCAACUUCUCGGUGGCAUUCUCCAUCAUUGGGAUGUUCUCCUCCCACGCAGUCAGCAAUCUGAGCAUCUUUUUCUGUGCGGAGAUCACCCCUACUGUCAUCAGGGGUGGCGGGCUGGGCCUGGUCCUGGCCAGCGCCGGCUUCGGCAUGCUGACGGCGCCCAUCAUGGAGCUGCACGACCAGAAGGGCUACUUCCUGCACCACGUCAUCUUCGCCUGCUGCACGCUCAUCUGCAUCAUCUGCAUCCUGCUGCUGCCCGAGACGCGCUACCAGCCGCUGCCCGAGACGCUGGAGGACGGCGAGAACUACACGCGCCAGCCCCUGCUGCCGCCCCGCAAGCCCGGCGAGCAGCACCUGCUGCUGACCAAGCCCGAGGGCCGCGAGUACGCCCGUGUGGCCGAGACGCCGCCGCUCGAGGCCGAGGCCGCUGCCGCCGUCUCCACCAUGGACUCCACCGCCUCCUCCGCCGUCGACCUCACGCUGCCCUCCAUCGUCGUCGUGGAGGAGGAGGACGUGCCCGUUCGCGCCGCCCAGGACAAGCGUCCUCCGCCUGCGGCAGCAGCGGCGUCCACGGUGGUGGUGGGGGCGGAGGAGGAUGACGGCCUCUGCAAGGCCACCCCGACAGUCGUGGUGAGCACGCCUGAACGCAGCCCUGAUGGCGGCGGUGGUGGCGAUGAGGCCGUCGUGCAGCAUGGUGUUCCUGAUGAAGAUAAAGAUGUCAAGGAGCCGCCUUCUCCAACGCCAGACGAGGCCCCGGAGCCGAUCCAGCUGACGUGCAUUGAGCCCGAGCUGCCUUUGGACAGCAGCACGCCGCUACUCAUCAGCUCCAUCAGGGACCCCCAAGAGAGCCCCCCGAGCCACCACCCCCCUGCCCCUGCCCCCGACCUCAUAUCUACCCUCUCGACCGGCUCCCCUGGCCGAGAUCCCCCCAUGUCUCCUGCUAAAAACACCAGCUCCCCCACCCUUACCCCUGCCACGGACUCCACCGUGCCCACAGCCAAGUGCGAUUCCCCCGGUCCCGAUCUGAUCGAGUCCUCCUCGCCCCAUCUGGUUGUCGUCAACGACACCCUGGUCAAUGAUUCGGACACGCCCCUGGUCAUUGUGAACUCCCCUGCUCAUGUUGCCAACGACGACAGCCUUACGCCUGAGGUAGAGAAGGAUGUUCCACUUGUGAACGACAACGUCGCGUUCUCUGCAGCGGCGGCGGCGGCGGCAUCUUCUCAAAGUUUAACUGAUCCUGCUCUUUCCGCUGCGCAGCCAGUAAACCACAGCUCGGGUUCCUCCCCUGCUGCCCUGGUCACGGACUGUUUUGAUUCUCCUGUGGUAGACUCUGUACCUCUAAACCUAGUGGACUCCCCUGUACCUCCUUUGACAGACAGCUUGCCUGUCGCCAUUCCACCUGUCCCAUCCCCUUCCCCAUCCCCUCCCCUGUCAAGAGACUCCAUCCCUCCAUCCAUCACCCCGCCUCCUCCCGUGAUGACAGCGGGGCACUCGGCCGCUGUCACGCCACCUUCCACCAGUCCCUGUCACGCAAGUGCUGCUGCUGCUGCCCCCUCCCUCCUCCCUGUUGUAGACUCGAGCCCUCUCUCUCUGGUCACAGACACUGUCCAAGCCCCCUCAGCAGACUCGGAAGACUCGCCUUCCCCUCCUGCGGGGUCUCCCACCCCCUUCAGCAUGGACUGCACCGUCUCCUCGCCCAUAGACUCCGGCCUUACAGCUGCUGACGCUGCUGCCACUGCCAAUGGAGUGGCAUCAUCGUGAUACCCUAGGUGCCCUUGCUGCAAAGGAGACAUGCCUCCCACCCACCACCCCCACCCCACCCCCAUCAACGGUGGGCUUGGCACAGGAGGGGCACGGAUGUCAGCACACGGGAGAAGCAGAGGAGGGGGAGGAGGAGGGGGAGGGGGGACCCACCAGAGGGUCAUGGACCGUGAUUUCAACAGCCAGUUCAGAGCUUCCAGUGUUCCAGUGCAACCAAUGAGCUAGCUGCCAAGCUUCACGGGAGGUUCACUCAGAAAGGGAUAGGGGGGGAAAAAUAGAACUGAGAAAAAAAAAUUCAAAGAGAGGAAAGGAAGAAGGAAGUCCAUAUAUUGGACCUUCUACUUCCCUCCUGAAAAAUGUAGAGAAUGACACUGUGGUUACUGUGAUCGGGCUGCACUGAUGUCAGUCAGUUAACUGGAGGUUUAUUGGCACAUCACAGGCCGGCUUGGUUGAAAAUGAAGGAAAGGUGUUGGAGAGCUAUAUUUUAAGCAUCUGUUGCCACCAUUGUGAAUUGUGCCAAGAGAAGUUCACUGUAAAAUGCACUACAGUGGCUUCGUUUGGCUAAAACAAAUGUAAUUACAGAAAAGAAAUUGUAUUGAAAUUUAAAAGAUGUAGUCAUGUGUGUAUAUUUUUUAAUUUGAUGAGCUAAAAAAUUAAUUUGGUAGCUUUUGAAAACUACACAAGUUUAAAAAAAAAAAAAAAACAAACAUCAAACCAAGGUGAAAUGCAGCAGCCCAAAAAGAAAGCAUACUUUUUUUCAAAGGGAAAGAGGUGGGAAUUCACUGCCGUAUCCAUAAGACAUGGGGUUGGCAAAGGAAAACUCUGUUCUGAGGUAGCAUUGAUCUAACAUACUCAAGUAGACCUCAAGGUAAACCUGUGUGUGUGCAGCUGUGUGUGUUCCAAAAGCUUCUCUCGAGGCCACACCCUGAGAACGACUAGCCUACCAUGCCUGUGUGAACCUAGAGCAAACACAUCAUCUUCCUAACAUUGUUUACUCAGUCGUCUGAAGGAGCUGAAAUGAUGGGUGUAGUAGAUGAAGGAUAUCUGUGGAUUCCUUAUGAAGGACUGUUUCAGACAUGUUCUUUAUUUUUUACACAGGAACUUUCUUACUGUCUGUCAGGCCAGUGUAUGCAGUUGAAUUCUUGUGAAUGUGGUAAUCUUGGCGUAAGAAAACUGUGUACCGUUUGCUGUUGUACAACCAAUGUGGAGCUUGAGUACAAAAAAAAACAUGAAAAGAAAACUAAAAACAGAAAACUGUAUUUUGCAACUUUAUCUUUUAAAAUGGCCUGCCCCUAGUGCAUUACACCAAGGGACUGUUUCUAUUAUCUGUGUGAAUGUAAGUGGCACUUUAUCUUUCACAAAAAUUGCAACACAGCAUGUAACCGUGAAAAGAAAAAUGUGAAAAUUUCCCUCUCAGCAAAGAUGUUGACAGACGUGAACGUAAUGAUCAAAGACUCAAAGAACUUUGUAUUUAGCAUUUGUCAGUACAUAUGGGUCACAUUUUAAAAAUACGAUUGCCACGUACACAUACAGAUUUUUGUCCAUAUUUUACAACACAAGUCAUGUGUAGUAUGAUAUGCGCAAAGAACUGUACUCGAGACAGCAAUAAUUUGUGUAUUUGCAAAGUGUGACUCAUACAGUAUACUGGCUUAUUAUUUAAGUACAAUCCAACCUCUGUUUUAAUAUAUUAAUAUCUAUUAAAAUAAAGUACUUAUUUCAUUGUGUAAAAAAGGUGGAACUCAAAAGAGGGGGCUGGCUUACUUGUGAUUUCGAGAGAGAAAAAAAGAAUGUUCAGUUUUUCAAAAUUAAUUUCUGGUGGCCAUCUACCAAACUCUGUGGUUUGUUGUUUUUCUGGUUUUUUUUGCCCGAUGUGAUAUCUGCCAAUCUAGUCUACCAGUACCAGACGGCAGGAAAGUGUGCCAUAGUAACAGUUUUCACCAGUCUGUUGAAGUGAGCCAGAAAGAGGUCACAGUGGAGAGAGAAACAUGACCAAACUCAGUGUUGUCAUUAUCAUUUCAGUGCUUGUUCCACUCUUAUACAGUCAUAACCGUUUUCCCAAUGGAGUAGCCAGGGGAAGACCACUACAUAUUUCCAAUUACUGAGUGAAUCAGUAUGCUGUAACUCUAAAGUAACGCUAAACGAUAGGCAUUGCCGUGACAGGUGUAGCUUGGUGUUUCAUCACUCCAGUUUGUGUUAUUCAGUGAUUGGUGUCAUUUUGUCAAUUGGUACGAGCCAAUGACAACUCUGGGUUAGAGUAGUGCCAUUAUGCAGACAGAAGGGUGAGGUUUAAAUGCAACUGACUAACUUUCAGAUGUGCACAACAGCCAGCUGGGCUCUGGUGAGCCAGCUAUCACUAGUGUACUUCUAAAGUGGAACGAUGCUCAUUUCACCCUAUUGUGAGAAUAGUUCAUUGAUUACCAAAACGAAGAGUGUCACUGUGCAGGAAGUAAUGAGUUUGAAAAAUGAAACAGUGGGACGCCUGAAGAGACAGCCCAGAUAUGUCGAGCUUUCGCAUUAGCCCGUGCGAGCCCUAGAGCAGCAGCCAGCCCCGGCAUCGCUCCUCAGGGUCCGUGGCGUUGGCGUUAUCUGGAAGAGCUGGUCAUUGACUCAGGUUGCACAGCACCUGUGUGAUGAUGGAAAUCCACUUUGAAAUGUGCCCUUUGAUUAUCUAGCACUCUUUAUACUAGAUGGCUGUUUUUGUUUGAUUUGUUUUUUUGUUUUGUUUUUGUUUCUGUUGUACUUUUUGUUGUUGUUGUUUUUUUUGUAAAUAAUCCCGCUCAUGUAGCACAACCAUCUUGUCUAGAAUGUGCUCUCUCACUGCAGCAAUACAUGUUUGUCUUAUCAAACCGACACCAUGCAAAGUCCACAAAGCACAUCUCUUAUCGCUCAAACUCAAAGGGGAGUCAGUGCCAGCCCCAGUGAAGGCUUGAGAGUCGGCUAGCCUACUCUCUUUUUCAACUAAACAGCAGUACACAGUGAAAAAAGGUGCUAGUAUGCAUUGCAGUCCCCCUCCGCUACUUCAAUACUUGCCAUGGAGACUGUUGCAGGGUUUACCAGCCAUAUAUCAGCUAACCACUUGAACCUGACCAUCCAGUGACGACAUAUUGGACAGGUUGAUAUAUCAGGUGAAUGAGGAUGUGUCUGAGGUUUUGGAUGAACUUUUAUUAUUAUUAGUCAGUCCUACUGAAUAGUCAUUGCUCACUGUUGGUGCAAUAUGAUGACAUACUCCAUGAUCGCUAAAAUGUAACCAAACUAACCAAGGCUCACUCGUACAUAAUAAUCAUACCUUUAAAAAACAAAACGAAAGCAAAGGAUUUUCUUCCUGAGGGCCCGGUGAAUGACCAAUGGUACCUGUUGUACUUGAUGACUUGAUGGCCUACAAACGUACACUCCGAGAAUGUAUUUGUGACGCUGACGAGCACAACAGUAUAACCACUCCAUACAGGCCCUGAGAGGGAAUGAGAACACAGUGUGAAUGAAUGUAAACCACUGAAGGCUCAUGUUUCAUUGCCCUUGUAUGUUUGUUUUUUUCCCUUUUUUUAACACCGAUAAUGCACUUGUACAUAAGCCAUACAUGCUGUUGUAAUAAACUUCACUAUUUAUUGA
Engraulis encrasicolus (European anchovy) is the source of this 7337-nucleotide messenger RNA. It is a transcript of the gene slc22a23a, whose product is annotated as solute carrier family 22 member 23. Gene Ontology annotation, molecular function: transmembrane transporter activity. Bases 573 to 3731 code for a protein of 1052 amino acids. The transcript has 10 exons. The record is from RefSeq and is a predicted model, not a curated record. Gene Ontology annotation, cellular component: membrane. Lineage: Eukaryota; Metazoa; Chordata; Actinopteri; Clupeiformes; Engraulidae. Gene Ontology annotation, biological process: transmembrane transport.